GUACAGAUUCAGUGACGACAUAACAACCAUUUGAAUUAUUAGCAAACCUCCAAACUUCCAACAGUCACCAAUGACAUCUCUUGAUUAAAUUGUCUAACUUAAACAAAUACCAGACGAUUUUCAACUCAGAAAUUUAAUUUAAUUAAUUAGACACCAGGCAGGCACAAACAGGCCAUGAUCGACGCCUGGAGAAAGCAACAAGAUGACUAGCGAACACGAAAUCUCAUCUCCUCUUAUUCACAGCAACAAGAUCGAUGGCUCCGCUUCACGACCGCCGCCGGCGGAUGAGUUUUCUGGCCACGAGAACUCCCCGAUCGAGCAAGUCGCCCUCACGGUUCCGGUCACCGACGAUCCCUCUCUCCCGACCGUCACUUUCCGGACUUGGACGCUUGGAGCCCUCGCGUGCGUUCUACUUUCAUUCCUCAACCAGUUCUUCUGGUACCGCCGGGAGCCUCUCUCCCUCACCUCGAUCUCGGCUCAGAUCGCGGUGGUCCCGCUCGGCCACCUCAUGGCAUCGCUGAUUACGAAACGCGUUUUCUUCAAGGGCCAAAAAUGGGAAUUCACGCUCAACCCGGGCCCCUUCAAUGUCAAGGAGCACGUGCUCAUCACCAUCUUCGCCAACUCCGGGGCUGGCAACGUCUACGCCAUUCAUAUAGUGAGCACUGUAAAGCUUUUUUACAAGAAGAACCUGUCGUUUUUUGUUGCGCUGCUUGUCGUUUUGACUACCCAGGUGCUCGGAUUCGGCUGGGCCGGGUUGUUCCGCCGUUACUUGGUUGAGCCCGCCGCUAUGUGGUGGCCUCAAAACCUCGUUCAGGUUUCACUAUUCAGGGCACUGCAUGAGAAAGAGAACAGGCCAAAGGGUGGGCUAACAAGGAACCAGUUCUUCCUCAUUGCUUUCACUUGCAGCUUUGCUUACUACGUCCUUCCAGGCUACCUCUUCCCAAUGUUGACUUCCCUUUCCUGGAUUUGCUGGAUAUUCCCUACUUCCAUCCUUGCUCAUCAGCUAGGUUCAGGGCUGCAUGGUCUCGGCAUUGGCGCAAUCGGGCUUGAUUGGUCCAGUAUAUCCUCUUAUCUUGGGAGCCCGCUCGCCAGUCCAUGGUUUGCUACGGCCAACAUUACUGCUGGUUUUUUCCUCGUGUUGUAUGUCAUAACUCCUGUGGCUUAUUGGCUCAAUUUAUAUAAUGCCAAAACUUUUCCCAUAGUCUCGGAUGGUCUGUUCACAUCUACUGGCCAGAGCUACAACAUAUCAGCUAUAAUAGACCCCAACUUCCGCCUUGACAUUGAUGCAUAUGAGCGAGAGGGCGUUCUCCAUAUCAGCACCUUCUUUGCUAUGUACUAUGGUGUCAAUUUUGCCUGCCUUACUGCCACUAUUGUUCAUGUUCUCCUUUUCAAUGGGAGAGACAUCUGGCAGCUAAGCACGUCUGCCAUCCGCGAGAAGAAGAUGGAUGUGCACACGAAGCUCAUGAGAAAAUAUAAGCAAGUUCCAGGAUGGUGGUUCAUGUGCAUCCUGGUGGCUAACAUAGUGGCGACCAUGUUUACAUGCCAUUAUUACAACGAUCAACUUCAAUUGAAAUGGUGGGGGGUCUUGCUUGCUUGUGGUCUAGCCUUGUUUUUCACUCUUCCUAUUGGAGUCAUUGCUGCCACAACAAAUCAGAAACCAGCGUUGAAUGUGAUCACAGAGUACAUUAUCGGGUAUCUGUAUCCAGGAUAUCCAGUUGCUAACGUAUGCUUUAAAGUUUAUGGAUACAUAAGCAUGAAGCAGGGGAUCGCUUUUCUGGAAGACUUCAAGCUUGGGCACUACAUGAAGAUUCCUCCAAGAGCAAUGUUCAUGGCACAGGUAGUUGGUACUAUUAUAGCAGCAUUCGUCCAUUUAGGAACUGCAUGGUGGCUUAUGAACACAAUCCCAGACAUAUGCGACAGGGCGUUACUACCAGCAGACAGUCCAUGGACUUGCCCCGGUGAUCAUGUCUUCUAUGAUGCUUCUGUUAUUUGGGGUCUUGUUGGGCCUCGAAGAAUCUUCGGGGAUCUUGGCCAUUAUUCUGCCAUCAACUGGUUUUUCUUAGCUGGAGCUAUAGCUCCUGUCUUAGUUUGGCUUGCACACAAGGCCUUCCCAAGAAAACAUUGGAUUAAACUUAUCACCAUGCCUGUGCUCCUAGGAGCAACAGUUAACAUGCCUCCGGCAACUGCUGUCAACUUCACCAGCUGGGUUCUCAUUGGAUUCGCCUCGGGCUUUAUUGCUUACAGGUAUUAUCGUGGCUUGUGGAGCCGCCACAACUAUGUUCUAUCCGGAGCUCUAGAUGCUGGAUUAGCUUUCAUGGCGGUAAUUUUGUACUUGUGUCUGGGGAUGGAACAUGUUAGCUUUAAGUGGUGGGGAAGUAGCCCAGAUGGUUGUCCCUUGGCUUCUUCCUCAACAGCAUGAGGUGUAGCGGUUAAAACCUGCCCAAUAGGAGAAAAUUUGUGUGUUGUUUGAUUUGAAUGUAUUGAUAUGUAUAAUUCUUCGCUUAGGAUAGAAUAGUAAUUCAUUUAUAGAAUAACUUCAUUGGAGAUUUCUUAUUGAUCAUUAAUAUUAAGGUAAAAAGUCAUUUUAGGUUCA
This is a messenger RNA of Prunus dulcis (almond), 2593 nucleotides long. RefSeq names its product oligopeptide transporter 7-like. The coding region runs from base 203 to 2419 and encodes 738 amino acids. Gene Ontology annotation, molecular function: oligopeptide transmembrane transporter activity. The record is from RefSeq and is a predicted model, not a curated record. Lineage: Eukaryota; Viridiplantae; Streptophyta; Magnoliopsida; Rosales; Rosaceae. Gene Ontology annotation, biological process: transmembrane transport. The transcript is spliced from 6 exons.